Messenger RNA from Aegilops tauschii subsp. strangulata, 3933 nucleotides. RefSeq lists its product as uncharacterized. NCBI's taxonomy places the organism in Eukaryota, Viridiplantae, Streptophyta, Magnoliopsida, Poales, Poaceae. The record is from RefSeq and is a predicted model, not a curated record. Gene Ontology annotation, molecular function: ADP binding.
AGCAAAAUUCUGCAGAUCUUUUCUUUUCUCAUAGCCAACCCCAAAUCCAAUCCUACAUUGGUAGGCUCCGGACAUCCCCAAAGGCCCCUCUGCUUCUCUCUCCAUGUACCUAUCAACCCCUCCCCAUCCCCACUCGUUGACCACAGGUAAAGAGAGCUCGUUGCAGGAGCAAAGGAGCAGCCAUGGCCCAACACAUCGUCCAGAGGGCAUGCGCGAAGCUCAGAUCUGCCAUAGGAGAUGAAGCCGUUGUGCGUUCCAGCUUCAUCGGUGACCUGCGUUAUAUGUUGGGGGCGCUGGAGUCCAUCCAACCGGUGCUGGUGGAGAGAGCCGAGAUGGAGCAGUUCAGGAAUACACCGGCGGCGAAUUGGCUGCAGCUUGUCUGCAGCGCGGCCUACAAGACCAUAGACACUGUCAAUGAGCUGCACGACGCGAGACCACAGGCUGCUGCAACGUUGACAAGGAAGCUGCCCCACCUUGCCAUCGUGAAGAAUGCCAUGGCCAUCGAGGUGCAGGAGACGAAAAAACUAGUGAUCUCAGCAAAGCAGGAGUCUUGUGUUUUAUCAGAAUAUCUGGCAGACAAGAGGUCAAGUCGGUUUCCAAAUUAUUACCCCGAAAUUACCGAGCAACGAAAAACUGGACCAGUUUUUGAGGAAGCAAUGGUUUUAGGAAGACGAUCAGAUAAAGAAAGGAUAAUAGCCACCCUGCUAUGUAGUACUGAGCCCAACAUCACGCAAGAGCACAUCACCAUUCUUCCCAUCUAUGGGCUUGCAGGCAGCGGCAAGACAACCUUGGCACAAAUGGUAUUUAACGGUACCCACUCCCUUCAAGGCUAUGACUUCCGGGUAUGGUUUCAUGUGUCUCCCCAGUUGGACUUCCAUGCACUAGGUAACUCCAUUAUUUGUCACGUGUUGGAAAGGCGACAAGAAGCUUCAGACAUGGAGGGGAUGGAGGGUAUAAUGAAGCGCCUUCACGAGCUACUUCAUCGUAAGAAGGUGCUCCUUAUAUUGGAUGACUUGUGGGAAGAGGAUCCCAUUCAGUUACAGCUGUUGAAGUCCAUGUUAACUUUCUUGGGAGACAAGAUGGACGUAAUAGUAACGACAGGCAACCAAGCCAUCGCUAGGAACAUCUGUACAGUUGAGCCGUACAGGCUAAAUCGGUUGAGUGAUGACACAUGUUGGGAAAUAAUCAAGAAAUCCAUCGGUUUCGAAGGAGGAGAAGAAGAGUUGGAGAAGAUUGGACGGGAGAUCGCAAGCAAGUGCUGCGGUGUACCAUCAGUAGCUCAAGAGUAUGCAUCCAUUCUACAUUUUGCUUCCCGAGAUGCUAUUACAUGGAAACAAUUCAUGGAAAUGAGUAUCUGGUCUAUUAUGAACUAUUCUUAUUCUUCCCGAGAUGCUAUUAUAUCCCUUGCAAGAUUCGAGCUAAGCUACAGGAGUAUGCCACCAGAUUUGAGGCUAUGCUUUGAUUAUUAUUGUGCAGUCUUCCCAACUGGCCACAACAUAGUCAAAGAUGACCUGGUUCAUCAAUGGAUUGCUCUGCACCUCAUUGAGCCAUCUGAAACAUUGUCUGCCGCACAGAUAGCUGAGGAGCAUAUUACCAGGCUUCAGAACAUGUCAUUCCUUCAAACUGCAGAGCUGGACCACGCCAGUGGAGCCAAUAAGGGUGCAAUUUUGUUGACUAUGGACGGUGCGGUGCACAACCUGAUCGCGACAACGUUCCUAGAAAAUUCAAGCUACCAUCUAGCCACCAAUCAUCAUGGGAAACUUGAUGUGCCUUAUGGUAAGUACAUAAGAGCACUGCGCUGUGUCGGCUGUAGCAACGUGGAGUUUAAAGGUGGCUCAUUUCCACAUGAGAAGUGGCUACGUGUCCUGGAACUAACGGAGAGCUCCGUGCUGAAGCUACCGGACUACAUCUUGCAACUGAAGCACCUGGGGUAUCUUAAGAUAUCAAAAUUUACUGGACUGGUAACUCUUCCAGAGUCUGUUGGGCAUCUGAAAAAUCUGUUCCAUAUUGACUUAUCAGGAUGCUCCAGGCUUGCAGCUCUUCCGGAAUCAUUUGGAGAUCUCGUAAACUUAACCCAUGUCAAUCUGUCACGAUGCCAUGGACUGACAGAGCUUCCACAACCACUCCAGAAGCUUGGCAAACUGGUACACCUGGAUUUAUCAUUCUGGUCUUGUUUUGAAGGUAUUGGGGAACGCCUUGGUGGCCUCACCAAUCUGGAGCAUUUGAACUUGUCGCACCCUUGCUGUCAUCUUGUUCAGCACCGUUCCGAUCUCCAGGGUCUGAAAGAUGGUCUGUGCAAGCUCACCAAACUCCGGUAUCUGAACUUGUCAGCGUGCCUGAAUCCUAUCUUUAACUACCCCCAGUCACAAGAGGACAGUCUCAAAUUCCUUGGAGAGUGUGUCAGCGGUCUUUCCAGCCUAGAACAUUUGGACCUGUCUCAUCAUACAUUUCUUUUUGGUCUACCUGCGAGUCUUGGUGAGCUCAGCAGGCUACACACACUGGAUCUUUCAGGCUGCAUCAGAAUCAGGAAGGUAGGUGAAACGAAGUGUCUCAAGAUUAUAAUAGAUCCGAGCAAAUGCCGGGGUCUGGAAAGUUGCCAAUUUGUGGUCCGUGUUGAUGAAGCGGCAUACAGAAGCACGAGCAACCUUGCUCAGCUUGAGGUUGUGGACUGUAAAGAGCUGGGGAUAAGCUGCCUUGAGAGGCUGCAGUGUUUGGAGGAAGCGCAGAGGAUAAGAUUAGUUCAGAAACAAAAGGUUGAAAGGUUGAAGCUUUGUUGGACAGUUGGUGAAGCUAGAGGAUCUACGAAGGUGGAUGAAAAUGCUUUGUUAGGAGAGCUAGUGCCACCGCAUUCUCUUCGGUGCCUCGAGAUAUGUGGCUAUGGUGGGGAAACCUGCCUCCCUGCCUGGCGGAUACGCUGUAAUCUUAGAGAGGUCACUAUGGAGGACUUCCCGAGGUGUGUGGCCCUGCCGCCGCUGGGUCUAUUUCCAAACCUCCAGCGCCUUGUUCUCAGAAGGAUGGCCAGAAUCACAACGAUUGAUGCCGGUGCACUGAGUGGAGGGAACAUAGAGGCAUUCACUCGAGUCUCUAAGUUCACUAUAGAUGAUAUGGUGAACCUGAAAGAGUUUAAGUUUGCUGCCGUUGAUGAGCUUGCGAUUCAGAAAUGCCCCUUGUUGAGCUUUGGAUCUCUACCGCCCAGAGCUCACAGGUUGCUAAUAUCAGACUCUGACCAAGUGAUGUCUUCAUCGGUCAGAGCAAUAGAUGGUGUGGAAGGCCCUUCUUCUCCGGUAACAGAACUGGUGGUCGAGACCUGCAAUUUGCCUCUAGGUGACUGGAGUUUGCUUCACCACCUCCCUGGACUCUGCAGCUUGACUAUCAAUAACUGUUACAGUCUAACCAGCUCACCGGAGAUUAUCAGCGCCCUAUCCUCUCUCCAGUCACUAUGUUUCUCUCAGUGCCAUGAGCCUAUGGAAUCACUACCAGCGUUCUUGUGUGACCUCACCUCUCUCCAGCAACUUGCGAUCGAUGAGUGCCAUGGCAUUCAAUCUUUGACGGAGGACAUGUUAGCCAAGCUCACUGGCCUCAAAGCUCUGUAUAUUUGGGACUGUCCUGAGCUGAAGAAGUGGUGUGAAACAGAGGAGAACAAACAGAAGCUUGCUCCCAUCCGAAUAAAUUUUGAGAAAUUUGAUACCAGGAAGACUGGCGUGCAUCCUCCAGAAAUAUAAAAGAAGUGUCUCAGUUCUGCAUUAGUGAGCAUUAGCCACUGGAACAGUACCGCAAGACCGUCGGCAUUUCCUUAGUGGAUCGAUGAUGAACUGAUCACUGUCCUCUAGUAUGAUGGAAACUUUGCGCCAGAAAUCCAAUUUUUCAUCAGAGUACAAUUUAAUUUGUGUUCAUCUGCGGACACUUGUGUCCACAAAAGCAUGAUUUCAGACA